Messenger RNA from Drosophila innubila, 1046 nucleotides. Its product is annotated as enoyl-CoA hydratase domain-containing protein 3, mitochondrial. The transcript is spliced from 4 exons. The record is from RefSeq and is a predicted model, not a curated record. Gene Ontology annotation, molecular function: hydro-lyase activity. Lineage: Eukaryota; Metazoa; Arthropoda; Insecta; Diptera; Drosophilidae. The coding region runs from base 79 to 927 and encodes 282 amino acids. Gene Ontology annotation, cellular component: mitochondrion.
CGAAUUAAAUAGUUAUUGCUUUAAAACCAAUCGAUCCUGAAAUAAAUAAUAUUAAUAAAUUAAUUUUAAAGUUGAUAGAUGCUGCGCUAUUUGCCAAAUACACUUAAAUUGUGUGCCCGUUCAACGUCCAUUCGAUUUGGAAGUACUGCAGCACAGGAAUUUGUAAAGGUCAAGAAUGUCGCAGGCGUACGUGAAAUAACAUUAAGCCAUCAACGCACACGGAACUCUCUUUCAAUGGACAUGAUGAAGGCGCUCCACGAAGUGUUACUCAAGGACCGCGAUAAUCUGGAACUGCGCUGUAUUGUGCUGUCGGCAGAGGGCUACGUCUGGUCGGCUGGGCACAAUUUGAAGGAGCUGCAUGCCAACGACUCCAAUCAUCGAAGUGAAGUUUUUCAAAAGCUAACCGAUAUUAUAUUGGACAUACAAAAGUUACCUGUGCCCGUGAUAGCUAAAGUCAAUGGACUGGCCGCUGCGGCGGGUUGUCAGCUGGUCGCCUCCUGUGACAUUAUCGUGGCCUCCGAGAAGAGCGCGUUCUCCACACCCGGCGCUGGCUUCGGCAUUUUCUGCAACACACCUGGUGUGGCUAUUGGACGCGUCAUGUCGCGUCCCAAGUCGGCCUGUAUGCUGAUGACUGGCCUGCCCAUUAGCAGCCAGGAGGCCUACGUAGCCGGUAUGGUCACCAAAGUAGUGCCCGAGAAGGACUUGGAUCAGACAAUUGAUGAAAUCACUUGCGCCAUUAAAAGUAAAAGUCGAGCAGUAAUUUGCCUGGGCAAGGAAUUCUACUACGAACAGCUAAAUAUGCCGCUCAAGGAGGCCUACAUAAGUGGCAAGAAGAAGAUGAUGGAAAAUCUCGAAUUGGCGGACUGCAAGGAGGGCAUUACCAGCUUCAUUGAAAAGCGAUCGCCGCAUUGGAAGCAUGAGAAGUGAACGAUAAUACGAAUCGAAUCAGGAGAAUGUCUGAUAUUUUUAAAGGAACUGACCAGUUGUGCAUUUAAAUUGUUAUGAAACAAAUAUUAUUAAACACUUGUUAAACAUUGCAGAUAUCA